Molecule: messenger RNA, 1851 nt
Organism: Tetrahymena thermophila SB210
Lineage: Eukaryota; Ciliophora; Oligohymenophorea; Hymenostomatida; Tetrahymenidae
Product: 66 kDa stress protein
Exons: 9
Biological process (GO): positive regulation of actin filament depolymerization; actin filament depolymerization
Cellular component (GO): cortical actin cytoskeleton
Molecular function (GO): actin filament binding
Source: RefSeq, a predicted model, not a curated record
AUGGAUACUAAGAAUUAAAAGCCAACAGAAAGCUACAUAUAUCCUCCUGCUCCCUUUACUGAGAGAGGCAAGCAUACUUGUUUAGAUAUUCAUGUUAAUACAAAUAGGAUCUUAUACACUUCAGCAAAUAUUGUAGUUAUUAGAGACUUAAAUGAUUUUUCUAAAGUACAUGCUGUUUUUUCAGAGCACAAACACAAUACAACAGCAGCUAAAUUCUCUCCAAAUGGAAAUUAUGUUUGUUCAGGAGAUGAAAAGGGUUUUGUAAUUGUUUGGAAUGCAGUUGGUAAUAACUAGAAUAUUAAGAAAUAAUGGGAUUUCCCUUAAUUGAAUGGUGCAAUUAGAGAUAUAGACUGGACUUUUGACAAUGAAAGAAUAGCAAUUGCAGGAGAAGGUUAGAAAGUUAUGGCUAAGGUAUUCUCAGCCGAUACUGGUUCACAAUUAGGUGAAAUUAGUGGCCAAUCAAAGAACUUAUUAACUUGCUCUUUUAAACCUUCUCGUCCAUUCCGUUUAGCUACAGCAGGAGAAGAAUAUGCUGUUUAAUUUUAUGAAGGACCACCUUUUAAAUUUAAAAGAGCUCACAAACCUCAUACAUCAUUUAUUAACUGUUUAAGAUUUUGCCCUAAAUCUGAAAAAUUUGUUACUGUAUCCUCUGAUAAAAAAGUCUUCUUAUAUGAUGCAGUAAAUGGUGAGUUAAUUAAGGAGAUAUUUGCCAACGGACACACAGGAGGUGUCAUUUAUUGCGAUUGGCUUGAAGAUGGUAACACUUUAGUAACAGCUUCUUCAGAUAAACUUGUGAGAAUUUGGAGCUUAUAAGAUGAAAAACUUUUAAAAACACUUAGAGUAUCAGAAAAUCCUUAGGUUGAGCAUUAACAAGUGUCUGUAAAAGUAAGCAAAUAAGAUGUUUACUCAAUUACAUUGAACGGACAUAUAAAUGUUUGGAAAAAUGCACAUUAAUUAGAAGAUAAUUCUCUACCUACAACAAUAUUAGUUGGUCAUUAAAAUUCAAUAAAUCACAUUUCUUAACUUAAAACUGGACAACUCAUUUCUUCAGAUAUUAAUGGAAGAAUUAUUAUUUGGGAUAAUAAUCACAUCCCAAGAUUACCUGAUGGAAAAUAGCAUGAAGCAGGAAUAGUUAAAUUUAAAAUUAGUAAGGAUUCCACAAAAGUAUUUUCUAUUUGCAAUGCUUAAAAAUUAAAUAUUCUUGACUUGACAUCAUUUGCAUUUGGAGAAUAAGUUGCUGUUUAAGGAAAGACAAUUGAUUUAGUGUCAAGCAAAGUAGAUGAUAACACUGUCUAUCUUUUACAAGAAAAUUUGAUUAAGAUUUACAAAAAUAAAGAACAAACUGGUGAAAUCAAAUUUUAGCACUCCAGUACUGUUUUUGACAUUUCAGAGAACGAUUCUAUGUUUGCAAUUGGAAACGAUAAAGGAUAAAUCUUAUUGAUAAAUCUUUAAGGAGAAAAAAUUGGCAUAUUAGAAAAUUACCCUUAAAAAAUAACUGCUAUUUCUUUUUCACAUGAUGGAAAAUUGCUUUUAUGUGGUGAUUCAGGAUUUAGAGUCAAUGUCUGGGAUGUUGAAAAGAAAGAAUCGUUAACUUAAAAACUUGCAUAUAGCUCAUAAAUGAUUACAAGUGUUAAAUUUAGUUCAAAUGGUUAAUAUAUUUUGACAAGCUCUCUUGACAAUAAGGCAAUUAUUUAUGAAUCAGCUACUUUCAACAAAGUCGAAUCUUUCGACUUCGUUCAUAAAAGGGGAAUGAAUAAUGCCAUAUUCGGAUAAGAUGGACAAAGUAUUAUUACAUGUGGUUCAGAUAAUUUAAUUAAGGUCUUUAAUACUAAAAGCCAGUUUAAUGUUUGA